AGGAACCCAUGCCCAGUUUCUCACUAACUACCCAGAUUAUAAUAUCAACCCUGUAUACAGUAUGCGCCUUUUUCUACUACCCAGCUACCACUUCUUGUAGACAUUUCUAUUUCAUCAACGUCCACUUUCUUGUUUCUUAGUCUUAGACUGAAAGAAUUCUUGUUUAGUUACUACACGAGAUGGCGAAACGGUGACGGAAGAUGCAUUACGCAUGGCGUCAUGAUCAGUUUCAGUUUCAAACUCAUCCUCAUGUAUGUUUCUUUAGGUCCACCCUAGCUUGAAUACGGAAAAAAUCGUUAUUUUUCUCGUGCAUGCAAACGGACAGUCAUUGGAAUUGUAAUUGUUUGAAAGCAGAACAACGAGUUGGUGAUGCUUUUACUUUUUGUUCCAUCAGCGCUCCUCACAACAAGCCUGCUACAGUGUCCUGAGGCACGACCGGCGAAUUGUCUCCUUUGCUCACAGUUUUACUAGAGGCUGGACGCCACUACAAGUACGUCGUGAUCGUGUAGAAGGCCUUCAUCACGAGGAAGAAGGCUGUGCCUGUGCCCCGUGUCCUCCGCGAAGCAGGAUGGAUUCUCCCGGCAGACCGGAGCCGAUGAUGUUCGACGCGGGUGUCGGCCGAGACACUAGGCGAGCGGACGGCCUCGAGCUUGGCACGGUCCCCCGAAGGGUCGAUGAUGUGUGGGUGCUAGAUGAGGCAGAGCACAUGCUGGUCGAUACCACGAACUACGUAUUGGCGAUGAGCAGCGACACGCUCGCCUCCCUGUUUGACAUGAGCCCCUUCCGCACCGCGCGGCUGUACUCGAUCCUGCACGCAGGCGGCCUGCGCAAAAACACCAGUCUAAGUCCCUGGGAGUUCUCGACCCUGCUGAAACGGGUGGGCCUCGUCACCGAGCAACGGCUGGAGGGCGUGCAGAUGCACUGUCCGGACUCGCGGGACCCAGACCGCUGGCUGUUCUACCACUGGUGCCACUUGCGGAGAGAACAGAACAUGCUGCGGAUUCCGAAUUACCCCCGGCCCACGCUGCCAGAGACGGUCUACCUGGCGCGGGACGUGCUGAAGCCAAUCAAUCCUAACUUCGAAGGAGAUGAAGCUGCCGACCGGGGCCUUCCGGGCCUCUCGGAGGGCACGGACCUCGAGCGCGCGCGGGAUUUCUAUUGGCAGAUCAGCAGCCGCACCGGUCUGGAGCGCAGCCAGCUGGUACGGAGCGUAUACGCUAUUUGGACGGCCUUUGCCGAGCCAUUCCUGGAUCGGCGGGAGCAACAGAUGGUAAUGUUGCCGCAGUACCGGCUCGCGGACGUCUUGCGGUACGCGUCCCUCCGUGCGUUGCUGAUGACCGACGACGCGGCAAUCGACGAGGAAGCAUCUGCCGGGCUCGCUCCGGGCGAAGACAAUGGGGUUUCCAGCGGAUUUCUGGUCAUCGACUACACUGCAGACAUGGUGUACGAGCGGCGCAUCGUUGCGGUGCCGCCGCGAGGAAGCCGCGCCACGAAGGUGCGGCGCACAAACUCGGUCGGCCACUUAGAGACGCAGGUGCAGCACUACGAGAUCCGGGAUUUUUUCCUCUCCCCCCAGCACAUGCCAUCGGACUCGCCGAUGAAGAUGCGAUGGAUCGCGUUCACCAUGGGACGCGGCAAACAGGGCAAGAGCACGGUUUUGCGCCUCGCCGUAAAGUACCGGAUCCAUCCCCUAGCCGUCGAAGACGCCUUGUCCCUGAGCGAGCAGGCGCCGUCGGGCCGCAUAACUCGGUACGAUAAUCGUCUUUCCGACCUGAUCCGCCUGACAGCGACCAAAAGCCUCGACGAGAGGGCUGCCGGGCGCAGCCCCGUGUCUGGCGGGGGGUCGGUGGGAUUCUGGGCUCCGGACGACCAAAGAAAUUUGGAUAGUUUUUCGAUGGCGAUGCCGACGAGAGCCAGUGCAAAGAGUGCGAACGCGUACUCUCUGGCACGCCAGGUGAAGAAGAGUGGGCGGCUCGUUGAGGGUGCGCAGCUCCAGAAUAAGUCGAUCCUUUCGACAUCGACGAGCGCGCUGGACGCAGAGCAGGGGGACGAAGAGGACGAGGACGCGGCGGCGCGCGCCAAGGCGAAACGCCACGAGGACCAAUCGGUUGGGGAGCACUGGUUCGUGUCGGUGCCGCUGUUUCGCCUGAGCCAGGACUCCCGACAGCGGAUGCACUCGGCCUUGGCCACCUUGGAACGGCUACACGGCAACUCCAAAAACCACAAGAGUGCCAUCGACCAGCACCGCGGCGCCAUGGCCCACACCGCGGCGAAGGAAAAGGCGGGGCGGGGCAGCUUCAAGGCUGCCGCAGAGGCCGGCAGGCAGCGCUUAGAGGCGGCCAAGUCUGUAUUCGGGGGGAGCAAGGCCAGAAAGCGGCACACCCGGCACAUCGACACCGGUAUACAACCGAACCUGGGAAUUGAGGUCGAGUCCUCUAAGCUUGGGCUUAUCGUGGCCGUACGGCCAAUAUGAGAGUGUACAACGCCGCUUCCAUCUCAUCUGUCAUGUAUGUAACAUACCAAGUCAGCCGUUUGCCCCCUAUUGCAUUGGCACUGCUUGUUGCAUGACAGAAUUGAUUCGCAACAGGAAAAAUGGAAUCUUGUACUUAUGAGUGUGUCGUGCAAAAGGAGCUGCAUCUUCACCACCACUACUUGGGUUGCUGUUGAUGCCGUCCAAAUGAGGGGGAGGGGGAGUUGUGCACUCGCAUACCGAACGGGCGACCUUGUCAUAUCUAUCGCGACCCCCUGGCACCAGACGCGGGUCAAUAUGACCGACGAAGCAGUCAAAAAAGCCACAGAGGAAGCCAAGGAGGCCGCAGCAGAAGAGGCAAGAGAACUGGAGCAGGAAGCCCAGAAAAAUGCCUCCGAAGGUACAAAGCGCUGUAAACCUAACUACAAAAGCGAUCAAGAUCAUCUGAUUUUACGAACCUGCCAUGAAAAUGAGAAUCUGUCGACGGAGAGCGAUGCCGUAGGAACAUCCUCCCGCGUAUUCUCGAGCAAUUGAUCCUAUGUGUGUUGUACUCAUUCGAUGGGCCGGAAAAUACUCAUAACAGAGCGAAGCCCAAGCCUUUCAGUACCUUCCUCGUGUGUCUAAGUAUUGCUUCUGCACGCCCGACGUCCGACUUACUAGCUCUGCUUGCGAGUAGUGCGAGAUUUCUCCAGCAGCAGUGUGGCUGUUACUCGGCUCUACCAGCAGCAUGUUUCAUUGCUAUUGCCCUCCUGCUGUCAUCUGAGCAUAUCCGGCUCAGGAUCAGUUUCAGAUACCACUUAUUUAUUUUUCACUGAAAUCUUUACUUCAGGUUCAGCCAGCGCCAAGGACACGGCCAAAACGGAGAGCGGUUCAGGAAGCUCAAUACGACAUGUGAAAAAGAAGAGAGGAGCAGAAAGUAAGAUGUCCCAGGCAGAGCUGGCGGAGAUGUUGCUGGAUCUGGCCGGGGAUCUUUCAGAGGAUGACUUCACGUCUAGCGACGAGGAAAAUGACGCAACACGGGGAAAUGAGUCAGAGGUACAGGUCGCACUCACGGGGGCCAAGAAAACACGCGCAGCUCAAAAGAACACGCGGGUGGCCGGACUCCAGACCACGGAAGAGGAGGACGAUGAAAGAGAAAGGCGCAGCACUCUCGUCACGGGCUCCGGGGGCCCGGGCACCAGCGUCACCGCGGCGAGCAGGGCGGCCGACCUCGUCGACGAAGAAGACGCGGAGGACAUCGAGAGAGCGAAAGCGGCUAUGGCCGCCGCCUUUGCCACCUCGGGCCCCUGUGCGGAAACGACUGACAGAAUUCUGUACGGGAGCCCCGUAGCCAAUGAACGGAACGAAGCGCGCCGUAAAAUGGCGGCGGCCGACCGGAAGGCAAGCGCGGAAGCGCAGCUACUGGAAGACAACGAAAGCGAUGCCGAAAGACGGACCACAGAGCGAAAAGCUGGCGGGGCGAGCGCGAGCCACAAACCGAAAAUCAUUAACGCGCUCAAGAGAGUGAAAAAAGCUCUAAUCAAAGACUACAGCGUCAUUCGCCAUGGUGACGCGAUCUGGUUACUCUAUUGCAUCCUAGACAGCUGCUACGAAACCGAGAAGUCAAAACUCCCUCUACCAGCAUGCCCUAACUAGUAGUAAACCAGUGACCAGCUCCUUCACAAGCUGCUGUAUCAUCUGGACCAUAAAGAAACAAAGAAAUAUGAUCCUCACAGGAGAGAAACGUACAACAACCUACUGACUAGCGUGGUCUUGGUAUGACAUAGCCUCCACGAGGUUGGUUGCUCGGUUGGUUCAACUUGGGACUUUAUGACUUUUGGUUUUUAUAGCUGCCUCACCGAGUGUCUCCCGAUCGCCCACGCGUUCGAACUGCAGCUGGCCACGACAUCGUCGCGACUGCACCAGCACGAACACGCCCUCCCGGAACAGGAAGUGAAGAACCUGUAUUUGAUAGAAAGGCAUCUGGACUGGUAUCCUCUGCAAAAAUCACCUGCGUGCCCCACCAGUUUGUGUCCGCGAGUCAUAAGAGAGAACCGCGCAUCUGUAUCAAACAACCGAAAAACAAAAGAAAGAAAAACGUUACAGCACGGGUUUGGAUUUGACAUGAAGAUUUUCUUCCUCAAAAACUAUCCAGUUCAUCUUUGUUUCGCAAUGCAACAAGACAUAUAUCCAUAACCAUAUCGUGCAUGAGUAUGACUAUGACAUAUGGGUAUGAUGUUGAUAGAUGGGGAUCGUUGUGUGGGCCGCGUGGAAGUUUUUGAAGGUGAUACCUCGCUGGAGAUGGAGCUGAAGCCAUUCGAGCGGGUGCUGAAGUCCCUGGUUGAGAACUUUGAGGACCGAAUACCCGCCGAGGUGCGCGGCUACCUAGAGGACGUGCAGGACAGUCUGCUGGAGAUGAUGGACAAGUUGUCGUGCUACCAGCGGUAUCAAAUGCAAAUAUGUCCGGGUCUGAGAAAAUGUUGUGAACUUGUGAUGCACAUUUCAGAUGACACAAAAAGUAGUUCUCUUGCUUGGGCGGGAAAAGUUGCUCUUCAUCUUGUUGUCAUCAGAGGAACGCUGCAUUUGUAGUCAACAUCCAGGCGGAUUAGGUAUUAAGUAUUGAGAUUGAAUAGAAACAGUCUCACCACCUGUGAUGCUAGGGGCUUGCAUGGCAGAUCUACUUCCUGGCCACGCAGACACUGCAUCAUAGACCUCAGCAAACUUCCAGAGGACCCAGACAUAUGAUUUGCGUAGCAUAAGCGAGAGUGCGAGUCGCUGAAGGCGGAGCGGCAGAGCUACGUGGACAGCAGUUUGAACCGGUUGCUCACAGUGUUGUAUUGAGAGGAAAAAUCCCCCCUCCCCAUAUCGAAAAGGUAUGUUUCCGAAAAAGAAAAUUUGUCUUGCUGAUUUGAGACCCCAAAUCAAGUCUGUCUUGCAAGAAGACAACGCCGCAGGCCCUGCCGCACUAUGCAGGCGGUUUGCCAUGCUGUUGGGCCUACAGCAUAGACGUUUCUCAUGCUAAGCGCCUAGGCCAAAAGCUCUCUACUCAGGCUCGGCAGGAGCCUGCAGCCCUCGCCAGCAAGACAGAUCUGAUUUGAGUACGCAAAUCCAGCAUCAGAAACUUCGUUUUGAUAUGGGGAGGGGGGAUUUUUCCUUUUGAUAUGUUGACCAUCAUCACCGCUGCGGCGCUGCCCGCGACCAUGAUCUCCGGGUAUGCAGGCAUGAACUUCGAGACCGCGGACGAGGAGAACCCCGGCCAGGCCGACCCGACCGAUCCGUGGCUCACGUGGGAGUACGGUUGGGAGUCCUACUUCAUCAUCACCGGCUCGUUCACCCUACUAUUCCUCUACUACAUCAUUGUGGCAGCGAGAGGACUGCUAUAGGAGAUGGAAAGUCAUCAUGAUGUUCAUGUUGAUCACAUCAGGUUCAGUGUGUGCUUUUCGAUUUCGAUUUCGUCUAGACAAUAAGUUUAGUAGUUACUCGUUCCAGGUUUAGUUUGUCCUCGUUCUAGUACAAUACAUAGUACCAUUGCGAUUGGAUGCACUUAUUGAGAGCGACAGCGAUCUUCCCCUUCCAGCAGAUUGUUCGCUACGAAAAUGCUUAGUCCCACGCAGGGCUCCUUGGACCGAUUGCUUGGCCAACGGCGUAAGACAUGGUAAGUACCUUCCGAAGCGAAGAUAAAACACAACCUAUGAUGGUGAAUUUCCGG
This is a messenger RNA of Amoebophrya sp. A120, 6158 nucleotides long. Lineage: Eukaryota; Dinophyceae; Syndiniales; Amoebophryaceae. The record is from the annotation of a GenBank genome assembly.